Molecule: messenger RNA, 1209 nt
Organism: Daldinia loculata
Lineage: Eukaryota; Fungi; Ascomycota; Sordariomycetes; Xylariales; Hypoxylaceae
Exons: 3
Coding region: 205-1101 (298 amino acids)
Source: RefSeq, a predicted model, not a curated record
UAAAAAGUCAACAGUCUGUUUCAUGCUCUAGAGUAAACGUUUCUCACUCACCACCUCAGGAGGUAUUCUAGAAAUUACAUCAGCACCGAGUUAGACGCUCGGUCAAACCUCGGGCUAUUCAACUUCAAUCCCCUUCUUUUCCAUUUCCCGUCAUCCGAUAUUCGUUUCUUCUUGACAAUAACACCUUGUAAGAAAGUAAACUAAAUGCCUGCCCCAACUCCUUCUUACUACCCCGCAGGCUGGGACCGUGAGCGGAUGCUCAACGUCACUGUUAAUGAGAUCAACGACCUAACCGAAGAACAGAGGGGAGUAUUUCGCGAAGGUCUGCGGGCCGACCUGGGGCAGCAGGGGUUCGAUGAAUUCUUCGAUGAGAUGUUUAGGCGGGAGCAAGAGGCGUCAGGGAAUUCUACUAAGACUAUUAAGGAGCCUCCUUUCAUGGAAGUUAUGCGCCUGGGCGAAGACCGCGGUGUCCGCCGGGAUCAGUGGGGAUUCGUCGUUUUUAAAAGUCCAGAGAUCGUUGAUGCGGAACAAUGGAUGGCCUGCAAGAAACGGGUUUCAGAAAUUAUAGACCAUUCUAUUGAUCCCUAUCGCGGAUAUGCCGGACUUGACGAUUGUAUCCGAAAAAUGAAGUUUCAAUGGGUAGAAGACGUCGGAGAAGCGGAUGGGAGCAUGGGGUCUAUAUCACGAGCAUACUCGUCAUCUCCUAUACUGCCAGGUUUGAACCAUAGUUUAUGUCUGUAUAUUACGCCGGCUUCAAUGGAUUCAAUCUUAAACUCUCCCUCCCCUUCGUCCUGUAAGAGAAAAUAUAGAAAUAGAAUUCCUUUCGUGAUUGCUGUUUCUAGAGAUGUCAGUCAACAACACUACAAUACAAUCAACGGGGAUAUUGAGGGAGCCCCGUGGCGAGGAUUUUUCAAUGUAGCUGUCGAAACACUACUCGACUCCCUCUUCCCUAUUGUCGCGGAUGACUCAAUGUCCCCAUUUGAAAUUGGUGGGCGUGUCGCCGGCGAUGACGUCUGGUGCGAUUAUACGAGAUGGGGGGUGCACAAGGCCGGCAUAGGUUACUGGGAUUCAAGGACGGGCCAGGCAGACAGUGGACUGUAAACAGAAUAUAGGUGAUAAAACAUCGUAUGCUUGCAUAUAUUUCGAUUAAUACCAUGACGUUGACUAACCUCUUAAUAUUAGUGAGACGUAGCAACCUUCUAGUCCUUG